UCUUAACGGCUCAAACUGUCAUGGGUAUCGAAGGCGAUGGCAAAAGGAGGGCCGACGAGACGCGCAUUCGCAGGCUGCAGAAGAUUUUAGGCAGCAAGCGCGCCUCCCCUACUCUCUCCGGGUGCUCGGAAGUAGAGAAUGAUCCGAUUAAGAAGCUCAGCACCGCGACGCAAAGCGCCCUCAAUGAUCUAAAGCUUGAGGUUUCUAAGAUGAGGAACGAUUUGGAAAAGCUCACAGAGGAAGUUCACGCAGCAAAGAAGCUCGAGGCUGAAUCUAAAGGGACAGCGUUAGACAUGGAGAAGCGUUUCACUGCUCAGAUGGAGGAGUUCCAAAGGAGCCUUGCAUCGCUACGAGGAGAGGUACACCUCUAGCGUCCGGUUUGAUCCUCUAACCAGGCUGAUAAUCUCUCUGGAUUUGCCAGGGACUCAAGCGUUGACAAGCUCGCCAAAUCUAAGGAAGUCAAAUGCGUCCAGUCGAAACAUCGGCCCAACAAAGAGUCAUACCAUCAAUGGCUG
Messenger RNA from Selaginella moellendorffii, 515 nucleotides. RefSeq lists its product as uncharacterized. Lineage: Eukaryota; Viridiplantae; Streptophyta; Lycopodiopsida; Selaginellales; Selaginellaceae. The record is from RefSeq and is a predicted model, not a curated record. Bases 21 to 371 code for a protein of 116 amino acids. The transcript has 6 exons.